Oryza sativa Japonica Group (Japanese rice) is the source of this 3292-nucleotide messenger RNA. Its product is annotated as zinc finger BED domain-containing protein RICESLEEPER 2-like. Lineage: Eukaryota; Viridiplantae; Streptophyta; Magnoliopsida; Poales; Poaceae. Gene Ontology annotation, molecular function: DNA binding; protein dimerization activity. The record is from RefSeq and is a predicted model, not a curated record.
UGAUGGUGCAUCAUUUUUUGAUAUUUAUAUUUUAUUUCAAACAGAUAGCGGUCAAGGAUAAAGGAAAUGGUGGGGGAAGAAUAUUUAGAGGGAAGAAUAUUUAGAGUUUGCAAAAUUGUUGUAUGGUAAAAAAAAAAAAGAAACAGUAAGAAGACGUUUGGAUCUAAGGUAGCUUGAGGUCAGCCUGGGCAUUUUUUAGCCGCAAACCGCAAACCGAACCGCACCGAACCAAACCGAAUUGUUGGUUUUUUCGGUUUUCGGUUGUCAGUUCGGUUUCUGUUUUUGUGCUAUUCGGUGUACGGCUUCAGCUUCGGUUUUAUAGAGAAACCGAACCGAACAACCGAUUAAACCGACAUAUCCCGCGGCGGCGGUUUUAUAGAGAAACCGAACCGAACAACCGAUUAAACCGACAUAUCCCGCGGCAGCGCAGCCCACGGCCCACCAGUUCGCAGCCCAUCAGGCCAUCAAGGGCAAGGCCAACCCUACGCCACGCCCCCGACUCGUCAGUCGUCACGCCCCCGACUCGUCACUCGGCGCAGCCGCUAGCCCGGCCGCCAGCCGCGCAGGGUGCCGCCGCAGCGCUGCCGCUGCCCUACCUCGCCGUCGCGGGCUCGAGGCGGCACGCCGCACGGCCGCAGCGCCACACUCCCCUCCCCUGAGCAGCAGCUGUAGGCCCCGGCGAGCCGCCCGCGAGCACACCGCCCCCUGCGCCCAAAGACCCAAACCCUAACUCGGCGGCCGGCAAACGGGCUGCUGGCGGCGGGCCGGCAACACCCUCGUGGAGUUCUCCGACCAAGACAACGGCGGCGCGGACCGAGCAGUCCUCCUAUAUGGGGGACACAGAUGAAACUGUUGCUUGUGAGAUUAAUCACACUCAAUCUCAAGACACUAAAACCGGAGUGUCAACUACUGGAGUGGUAGAUGCAAGCAAGGACAAGGAGGAGCAGCAGCAGUCCAAGGAUGAAGAGAAAGCUGAUGAAGAAUCCAGAAAAAGAAAACCAAUGGCUCUAAGAUCUGAUGUAUGGGAAAGUUUCAGCAAGGUCAAACUUGCUAAUGGGGACGAGAGGGCCAAGUGCAAGUGGUGUACCAAGCUAUUUCAUUGCGGCUCAAGAACAAAUGGUACGUCAUCCUUGAAAGCUCAUCUAAAGAUUUGCAAAAAGAAUCCUAACAAACCAGUAGUUGAUAAUCAAGGAACUUUGCAACUGACACCAUGUGAUGGCAAUAGUACUCUUGGUACUGUGACCACUUGGAAAUUUGAUCCAGAUAAACUUAGAAGGUGUUUUGCUGAGAUGAUAAUUGAAGAUGAACAACCAUUUGUCCUAUCUGAGCGUUCUGGUCUUAGGAAAUUUAUGACUUUAGCAUGUCCACGAUUUGUUCUGCCAUCUAGAAGAACAAUCACUAGAGCUUGUGUUAAAGUAUAUGAAGAUGAGAAAGAAAAGCUUAAGAAAUUUUUUAAGGACAAUUGUGUAAGAGUUUGCCUCACAACUGAUACAUGGACUGCUAAGAACAGCCAAAACUUCAUGUGUGUUACAGCCCAUUUCAUUGACAAUGAGUGGAACCUACAGAAGAAAAUUAUUGGUUUUUUUUUGGUUAAGGGACAUAGAGGGGAGGACAUUGGAAAAUCAUUAGAGAACUGCUUGGCUGAGUGGGGCAUUGACAAGGUUUUUACAAUAACAGUAGACAAUGCUAGUGCAAACAAUAAUGCAAUUAAGUAUAUGAGAAGGGUCUUGAAUGAGUCAAAAGGUUGUGUUGCUGAAGGAGAGUACAUUCAUAUGCGCUGUGCUGCUCAUAUUAUCAACCUAAUAGUAGGUGAUGGCUUGAAGGAAAUUGGUACAUCAAUUCAACGUGUCCGUGCUGCUGUUAAGUUUAUCAGAUGUGGAACAUCUAGGUUGGUAAAAUUUAAGAAAUGUGCUGAGUUAGCCAAGGUACAGAGCAAAGCAUUUCUAAACUUAGAUAUUUGCACUAGAUGGAACUCAACCUAUCUUAUGUUAAAUGCUGCAGAGAAGUACCAAAAAGCAUUUGAAAGAUAUAGUGAUGAAGACCCAUACUACAAAUUAGAAUUAGAAGGAGAGAAUGGUCCAGGGGUACCAACAAGAGCAGAUUGGGAGAAGGCUAGGAAGAUGGCUGAUUUUCUUGAACACUUUUAUGACCUCACUCUCCGUGUUUCUGUACAAAGUCGUACAACAUCUCACACUUAUUUCCAUGAGAUUGCUGAUGUAUUACUUCUGUUGAGAGAAUGGUCUCAUAGUGAAGACAAGUUGAGCAAGGAAAUGGGUACAAGAAUGCUAAUGAAGUACUACAAGUAUUGGGGAGAGAAGUAUGGUGAGAGGCAAGGGGACAGAGAGAAGAGAGGAGAGAAAGAUAAGGGGGAUCAACUACUCAACUUCACUGUCUUCUUCUGUGUUGCUAUUGAUCCUAGAUACAAACUAUCAAAUUGCAUUAGAAUGGGAAUUAAGGUGAUGUUUGGGGAUACAGUAGGAGAAAAAGUAUGGGAAACAGUGAAUACCUAUUUUCGUGCUUUGUUUGAAGAGUACAAGGAAAUGUAUACCCCAAAAGAUAAGGCACCACAACCUACUGAAUCUGAAUCUACAGCUGAAACCAGCAAAAGAGUGAGUUGUAGGUGGAUGUCAGUAAUUACUCAGCAACUUAACAGUGAGGGUGGAAGUGGAACUAUCAAAUCUGAGGUAGACAAGUAUCUAUCAGAAGAUAAUGAGCCGGACACACCAAAAUUUGACAUUCUAAAGUGGUGGAAGGCCAAUUCAACAAGAUUCCCAAUAUUAUCUCAUUUGGCCUGUGAUCUUUUGGCAAUUCCUAUCACCUCAGUUGCCUCUGAAUCAGCCUUCAGUGCUGGUGGGCGAACUCUAGAUGACUUUAGGACCUCACUAACCCCAAGAAUGGUUGAGCGUCUUGUUUGUGCUAAUGAUUGGCUUCGUGGAGGAAACUAUGUUAGUGUUGAAGAGGACAGCGAACAAAUGGCUUUGCUUGAGGAAGAACUUGGUGACCUAUCUAUUUCCAAGGAAGAUACUCCAGCUGCAACUCAGUAAUUCAGUCCUGAUCAGUGAUCAUUUGGAGUCUUGGACACUUGGUUUGGUGUAUGCAAUGCUGUUGUUGCCUGUUGGGUGCCUGCUACGGUGCUACCUGGGACUUUAUAUUUCUCUAUUUGAAUAAUGAAGAACUCUUGAAUCUAUGUAACUGUACUCUUGAGACAUGUUGAUUUGUGUACUGUGUGACUACUUUGUGUAAUUCUAUGCAGCUGUGCUGCUGGUUAUUGCUUGCUUAAGGAUUUGAUAUA